Molecule: messenger RNA, 2636 nt
Organism: Helianthus annuus (common sunflower)
Lineage: Eukaryota; Viridiplantae; Streptophyta; Magnoliopsida; Asterales; Asteraceae
Product: protein DYAD
Exons: 11
Coding region: 384-2318 (644 amino acids)
Biological process (GO): meiotic cell cycle; reciprocal meiotic recombination; meiotic sister chromatid cohesion
Source: RefSeq, a predicted model, not a curated record
GCGGCACGUAUGCACCUCCAUUUUCUCUCUCUAAAUUCUUCCCACCAACAAACAUUCUUUCUCUCUCUCUCACACACACAAACACUCUCUCUAGAAGUAUUGUGCGAGAAGGAUUUACAGAAAGCUUCAUAUUCAUAUUCAUGGCGGUUCAUCAAGCAAAUUGUUCUUCAUUUUUUCUUCCGUUCUUCACUCUACAUUGAAUCUCGUUAAAACAUCGCACUAUCUGCACGUAUAUUAACCAGAUCUCUAGGGUUUCGAGGUUAGCUAACAGUGAAAAUGGAAACUUAUCAUCGCAAAAGAUCAAAAAGAUCCGCUAUUACAGCUAACAAUUAUUGUACACCAAAUGAAAGCAAUCUUGCCUGAUCAUAAUCAAAUAGGAGAUAAUGAGCUUGAAAAGGCAAGAAACAAACAGCGUACUAGACGGCGCACAAAGACAAUCACCACCUUUGGCCAGACAACUACUGCUUGAUGCAGAUUAUGAAGUCCCAGAUGAAGAGAUUGAACUAGGCUCUGUGUACGAGAUUUAUCACAAAAACCUUCCUCUUAGAACUCCUUGUCAGCUGAGGUCAACUCGUGUUGUUAUGGUAAGUGAGAAGACUGAUUUGAAUGUUGCUAUAAGGUAUCCAAGCAUGCUAUCAUUGCGAACUUAUUUUAGCAAUGGAAUCACGGAGAUGUAUCCUGCAUUAGAUGAGAAGUUUGUAAUGGGAACUAAGCUUGCAAGAAAAGUGCUUUUGCGGCAAGUCCCAUCUCAAGAAUUUGCUGAAAAGAAGCAUUUGGAAGGUUUUUGGCUGGUGAAAACAAACAGUCAACUUGGGUCACAUUUGGGUUUGAAAAUUGAGGACAUUGGAGUAGCGAGAGAGCUGAAGAACAAUAUGAUAAGGUGGGGGGUUAGAAGGCAGGUUAUGUUCAUUGGGAGACCCAAAGAGUCCAGCAAUACCCAAUCAUCUUCAAGCUUUGUUCAAGGUGAAGAAGAAGUGAAAACUGAACAACAAAAUAGCAAAGAUGAAUGCCAAGAAGAUGAGGAAGUUGAAGAUCAGGAGGAGAAUGAUGAUGGACCUGAAGAUGAUAGUCUUGAAUGUACCAGGAUUUUGAGAAAAAGAAAGGGUAAACAAGUGAAACACUUAUGGCAGACAAAUAAAAAGCCUAUGAAGCGAUGCAGGAAGUUAGUAAUCAGAGAUCCAAGUGAUAGAUGGUCCAAAGAAAGGUACAAGGCUGCGGAGUUAAGUCUUCUAGAAGCAAUGAAGGAGAAGAAAGCAAUGAUUGGGAAUCCAAUUACGAGGCCUGCGCUUCGAGUUGAAGCGCGUAAAAGGAUAGGUGACACUGGACUAUUAGACCACCUGUUGAAGCAUGUGGCAAACAAGGUGGCACCUUGUGGCACAUUGCGGUUUAGAAGAUCACACAAUGCCGAUGGUGCAAUGGAAUACUGGCUUGAAAGUGCAGAUCUUCUUAAAAUCAGGAAAGAUGCUGGAGUGAAGGACCCUUUCUGGAUUCCACCACCUGGUUGGAAGCCCGGUGAUUCUCUAGUCCAAGAUCCCAUUGUGGCAAAAGAAAUCAGGAAUCUCCAAGAAGUAAUUUCAAAUAUCAAAAGGGAUUAUGAGGAGGAAUUAGGAAAACUGAAAAGGGAGGUCCAGGAGUUGAGUUUAAAGAAGGAUGAAAGUCAAGCUAUAGUGGUUUCUGAACAAGUUGACCCGGUUUCUAAACAACUAACUGAAAUCUUUAAUUAUAUGUUUGAUUCAAAGUCAGAAACAAGUGAGGCACAUAAGGAUAAAUGCAGCAAGGUCACUUCAGAUUUCCUAAAGAACCUACAGGCAUGGAUGCUGGCCGAGGUUGGUAAACAGACAACCCAGAUGAACACACACAGCACAGAAUUAAUUACCACCACAGUCUCUGAUGCACAAAAGGAGUCAGAAAAGCUAAAAGCUGUAGCCACACUAGCAAAAGAUGCGGGGACUGAAAGUGGUCGGAAAGCAGAGGGAAAAGCAGCCAAAAUAGAGAGGCUGAAAAGUGGGUUCAAACUUUUUAAACCCCAAGGCACAUUCCUGUGGCCAAAUAUGGUAAACCCCAGCAGCACCACCACAUCUUCUAUGUCUUCUCGUGUUGAGGAUCUGCUUGUGGUCCCAACUCCACCCUCUGUUAACUCCUCCACCCCACCCCACCACCACCACCAUCACCACCACCUUACCCUUGUACCACCUCUUAAGCCUGUUCCCUAUAGACGCCCACUCACCGUCACACUUUCAGAACCACACCCCUCCACCACUAUCAAUCUAAAUGAUGUUCCCACUAAUCCCUCUUCACACCGGACUUUAAACUACUAAUUGAAUGGUCAGUUGGAGAAUAAGGAGCCAAAUUUUGAAGUAUGAUACAAGAGGAGGAGCUAGCUCAGGUGGCACCAUGGGUAAUCUUGUUUCUUGUUAUAGGUUAAAGACAAUUAGCUAGCUAGUUAGCUAGUUAGUAGUAGCUGCAUGCAUAUCUCAACAACUACCAAAGUUGGUUUUUGGAUCCUAAACUUUAGUACUACUAUAUGUCUGUUAAUGGAAGAAGCUAGCACAUCAUUCAUUCAUGUGGCAUGUAUGUAAAUCUUCUCGGUUGAUGCAAAUUAAUGGCACCAUGCACCCACUGAUUCAACGUCCAAA